Molecule: messenger RNA, 1625 nt
Organism: Cladocopium goreaui
Lineage: Eukaryota; Dinophyceae; Suessiales; Symbiodiniaceae
Source: the annotation of a GenBank genome assembly
GCUGUAUCCCACCCUGUACACUUUGUGGCAGUAUCCGCAUAUCAUGCAAGAGUUGACAAUUCACCCGCCUGUGUCCAAAUUUGUGCUGAACGGAGCUGAUUUGAUGUUGCCUGGAGUCUUGGUGCCGGCCAACGGAGUCGUUGGCUUCGGAACCGUCACAAAGGGGCAGCCUCGAUGUAUCAAGAUCGAUGGCAAUCCCUACGCCAUAGCAGUUGGAAGGAUGCUGGUAAAUCAGACGCAAAUGGAGAAGCUGAAGGGCAAGGGAAUGGAGGUCCUGCAUGUCUACAAGGAUGGCCUGUGGGCACAGUGUGGAAAGGUCAAGCCCAACGCAGGUUUUACCGAAGAAGAGGAGGUCGCACCAUGUUCCGAAAGCGAAUGGAACAAAGAUAACAAAGAGCUGCAAGAGUCAGCGACAAAAGAUGCAGCAGAGACAGGUGACAAACCUGCAGAGGAAAAACCAUCAGGUGGUAUGCAGGCAGCUGCAGACUGGACGCAAGACGAUCUUCUGGAUUUCACGUUUUUGCAAGCAAUGAAGCAAAGCCUGGCUGACGACAAGGCGCUUCCCAUCGAAGCCUCUGAGCUCUAUGAGAAGCACAUGAAGCCUGCAAGGCGGCGAGCCAGGCCAGAAGGAACAACUUUGGAUGUAAAAAAGUCGUCUCACAAGCAGAUUGGAAAAUUCUUGAAUGCAAUGCGAAAGUCCAAAGCAAUCGACGUCACAGAGAAGAAAGGAGUUAUCCAUGUCUCAAAAGUAGAUCGAAACCACAAAGUAUUUGCAGCUUUGGAGACGAAGUUCGCCGAUGAGAUAGCUGUAGUGCCUGCCGCAGUUGCGCCGGCUGCGCCAGCAGCAACAGGUGGCCUUCCACCGCCCAAAGUCACGGCAUUGUGGAAGCCAUCACAUUAUUUAGAAGCCAUUUGGAAGGCCAUGGGGAAGAAAAAGGACGACCUCUUCUCCUGGGAUGAGGCGAGAUCAAUAGUUUUCAAUUACAUCGAGCAGGAGAAUCUUGGCAAAGAUGGGUCAAUCAAAAUGAACGAAGGCUUGUUGGAAGCGCUAUGGAAGACAGCUAGCGGUCAAAAAAAAGACCAGAAAUGGCCCGAAGAGGUUGAUGCAGAGCAAGUGGAAGAAAAGCUGGAAGACAGACUUCAACGGUACACGACGAUUGACGUGGCAGGAGUUGGGCCAACCACCCGGAAAGGUCCUCCUCUGAACAUAGCCAUCAGCUUGUCAAGAAAAGGUGCCCACAACGUUACAAGGAUUUGCAACUUGGAGGCCUACGGGCUCGAUCCAGAGGCUUUGGGCGAUGAGCUGAAAAGAAAGCUGAACUGCACAGUCUAUAUUGAGGAAAUGCCUGGAAAGAACGUGAAAGAGAAGAUGCUACAACUUCAGGGGCAUGUGGACCAGGAGUUGGGUCAAUUCCUGGAGCAGAGGUACGGAAUUACCAAGAAGUUCCUGGAAGUGAAGUAAGAGCGAAGUAGGAUUUUUGGAGGAUGUCAUGAUGCGUUUCACGUUUCGGAUAUCUCGCCUUUGCUCAGAAGAGGCAAUACACUUGGGGCGUUGACACCCGCAGUAGAUACAGCUACGUGGUUGUUAUUCAUCGUGCCUAACAUUUGUGCAGUAUUUUAGCGGG